UGUGAACACGCACACACGCACGCACACACACAAAGCCCGUUGCUGCUGCGCUCUGAUACGCACUCGCGCUGUAUAACGGGAAACAGCUUUUAGGCGCGCGAGACGAUACGAGAAGCUCGAAAUGCGCUCUGGAGAGCAAUUGUUAAGGCUCGCGGCACUGCUCGUGCUGCCAUCGUGCUUGUUGUCCUUUAACGUGGACGAGAAGAACGGGAUGUCCUUCAGUGGGCCGAUAGAAGACAUGUUCGGCUACACCGUGCAGCAGUUCGAGAACAGCGAAGGGAAAUGGGUUCUGAUUGGUUCUCCUCUGACGGGACAGCCGGCCCAGCGGACCGGAGACGUCUACAAAUGCCCUGUGGGUCACGGCAGUUCUUCCAGCUGUGUAAAAUUAGACCUGCCUGAAUACACGACAAUCCCAAACAUACACGAAGUCAAAGAGAACAUGACCAUGGGCACGACGCUGGUGGCCGACCCUGACGGGAACGGAUUUCUGGCAUGCGGUCCUCAGUACGGCUACAUGUGUGGAAAUCAGCAGUACAUCACGGGUAUCUGCUCCAACGUCAGCUCCUCCUUCAAGGUGCUCAACUCCAUCGCCCCGACUAUCAGAGAGUGUCAGCAGGACAUGGACAUCGUCAUUGUUCUCGAUGGAUCCAACAGCAUUUUCCCUUGGAAGCACAUCACAGAAUUUCUGGUCAAGUUUCUCAAAAAGAUCGCAAUCCCUCCAGCCAGGGUGGGCAUUGUGUCAUACGGAGAUGACGUCGGUCAUGUUUUUAACCUCAGCGACUUCUCUAACACAGAGGACCUGGUUACAAACGCAUCCAAGAUCCAACAGAGGCGGGGCUUGAAAACCAUGACAGCGCUGGGAAUCGAUACGGCGAGGAAAGAAGCGUUCACUGAGGAGCGUGGAGCCAGACCGGGAGUCAAGAAAGUCAUGGUGAUUGUUACAGAUGGAGAGUCACAUGAUGACUACAGACUGAAAGACGUCGUCCAAGACUGUGAGAAGGACGGGAUCGAGAGGUUCGCCAUCGCUGUUCUUGGUGAUUAUAACCGACAAAAUAAAAGCAAAGCGCAAGUGAAUACGUUCAUUGAACAAAUCAAAUCCAUCGCGAGCAAUAAAACUGAAGAUCAUUUCUUCAACGUGGAAGACGAGCGGGCACUGAUCACCAUCGUCGACGCACUAGGGAGCAAAAUCUUUGCCUUAGAAGCUACAUCUGGGAAUCACACGUCGUCUUUUGAAAUGGAGAUGUCCCAGUCAGGCUUCAGCGCUCACACGUCUAGAGCAGGUGUGAUGCUGGGUGCAGUGGGAGCGUACGAUUGGAACGGUACCGUCGUCAUGCAGUCGGGUAAUCAGUUUGUCGUGCCCAAAAACAACAUCUUUCACAACCCUUUAGUGGAGCGGUACCAAGGCAUGGCCGGAUACGUGGGUUACGACGUGCAGUCGGCGUACACGCCCUCUGGAGUUCUCUACAUCACCGGAGCUCCCAGAUACAACCACACCGGCCGAGUUAUCGUGUACCGCUUCGACGGGGAGAACGUCAUGGUCACGCAGAACCUCGAAGGAGAACAGAUCGGCUCGUACUUCGGAAGCGUCCUCCAAACACUGGAUGUGGAUCAAGACUCGUACACAGACCUCCUGCUGGUGGGAGCUCCCAUGUUCAUGGGGUCUGAGAGAGACGAACAGGGGCAGGUCUACGUCUACAAGCUCAACACGGAGGGCAUGUUUGAACACGAGAUGACCCUGCGGCCGGUAAACCAGACGUGCUGCACGGCGCACUCACGCGCUUCCUGUACGAGUGUGAAUAAGAACGAGCCAUGCGGCGCUCGCUUCGGUACAGCCAUCGCCGCUGUUCCCGACCUCAACCUGGACGGAUUUAACGACGUAGUGAUCGGGUCACCACUGGAGAACGACCACCGGGGGGCGGUGUACAUCUACCACGGCACUGUUCGCACGAUACGAGAAAAAUACGUCCAGCGCAUAGCUGCUGGAGGUGACGGCGAGAAGAUGAAGUUCUUCGGUCAGUCCAUUCACGGAAUCAUGGACUUAAAUGACGAUGGAAUUAUAGACGUCACUAUUGGAGGUAUCGGAGGGGCUGCGCUGUACUGGUCUCGGGACGUUGCCGAACUCCGCGCCAAGAUGAGCUUCGACACCAACAAGAUCAACCUGCAGCAGCCGACCCAGCUGUGCCAAAUGAACGGCAAGGACACGGUGUGUGUGAAAACCAGAGUGUGUUUCACGUACAACAUCAAGUCCGAAAAGGAGACGGACCCGGAGACAUUGAUCCACUACACUCUGACUCUUGAUUCUCUGCGUGCCAUUUCGAGAGCAAGAUUUAAAGAUACGGACGAGAGAAAAAUCCAGAGGAAUGUCACCAUCAGAAGCACUGAAAAGUGCAGUGAAAUCUCCUUCUACAUGUCGGACAAAUUAGACUUUAGGGAUCCUCUGAUGGUGUCUCUGGACUUCGGGUUAGUGGAUACAGACAGCGGCCCAGUGCUGGAUGAAGCUUUACCAACAUCACUCAAUAAAACGCUUGCUUUAGUAGACUGUGGAAAUGAUGAGAAGUGCAUCGCUGAUUUACACCUCCGAGCUUCACCGAACGUCAGCAGCCUUGUCAUUAAGGCCUACCAGGAGAAGUUCUAUGUCAGCAUUAACAUCAGCAACAGCGGAGAUAAUGCGUACAACUCCAAGGUCACACUGAGCACCACGGAAAACAUCAACUACGUCAAAGUGGAGCCUAAAGAGAAAGAUUGCGAGCUGAAUCACGUCAAGGCCGUGUGUGCAGUAGGUUACCCGUUCCUCAAAUCCAACACAUGGGAAGACUUCAAGAUUCUGUUCGACGUCAAUCCAUCUCACAUCCGCAAGGACAUCAUCAUCAACGUCACCGCGACCACCGAUAGCGAAGAGCCGGUGCUUGUGGAUAACUUUGUACAGAUCUCCAUCCCGGUGAAAUAUGAAGCCAGUCUGACGUUCACUGCGAAGAAGAACAUGAAGGAGGAACAUAUCAUCUUGAAGGAGGGAGAAACAGCACCCAUCAUCAACGACACCAGCAUGAUUGGAGAGGAGAUGAACGUUAGUUAUACGAUUGAAAGAGAUGCCGAGACGCACACUCCUCCUCUCAGUCUGACCAUCACGUUUCCGUAUAUGACCCCGGCAGAUAACAUCCUGCUCUACCUGACUCGCCUGACUUCCUCAGCUAAUAUCAGAUGUCAUGCACACAUUAACCCUCAGAAGAUCAGCCAGGGAGUCAAGUUUAUUCGGAAAGCUAAAGCUGAGACACUCAGUGACUAUCUGGUGAGCUGUAAAGAGAAGGCGAACCCCUGCACGUCGUUUAGAUGUGAUAUUCCUCCUGCCAGAUUCAACCAGAUCAACGUCACCUUCAGAGUCUGGAAGCAGACGUUCAUCCUAGGCGAGUUUUCCAGUCUCUUCUUAACGGUUCACGCUAAAUUGGAGAAUAAGGGCAUGGAUUUCUUCCAGUUGAGCAAACGCGACGAAAGCAGAGAGGUGAGUGUGCAGAUCUCAAAAGAGUCCCGAGGUGGAAUUCCUCUAUGGAUCAUCAUCCUCAGUAUCCUCAUAGGACUACUAAUACUCGCACUGGUUAUAUUCUGUCUUUGGAAGUUUGGCUUCUUUAAGAGAAAAUCAGUGGAAGACAUGAAGGAGGAUAUGCAAGACAGCUAAAGGCUCCAGUGUUCAGGUCUGCAGCUUUCAAAAGCCCUCAGGUCAAACUCACACUCACAGACCCACAGAGAUGCUACGCAUUACGGUUUCACAGAAUGGGCCAGAAGUGUCACCAACUUCCACCUGAAGAUCUUGAGACAGAAGAUAUAGUCUACAUUGUUCUGGAUUUUCAGGAUGGCUUCUCAACCUUGAAGGAUGGACUUUGGGUUGUCGUCUUAUUCAUACGCCAUGUUUUAUGCCUUUCGAAAAGCCAGCACAGGAGCUCCGCAUUUUAACAUUGGAAUAAGCUAGUAUGCGUCAUCACUCAAAAACAUGCCUUCUUUUCCCCCAAUAUCAACUUCAGAUGAGCCGACCGACAUAUCAAUCUGGAAUGAUUGACAGUCGUGUAGGUGUUUUAAACCGUACCAUAUUAACAGCCCCGCCCCCUCUCCCUAUCAUAUGCGCCCUCGCCAUCUGUCAUGGUAAAUGGAAAAUGUCUGGAGUUCACUAAUGUGAAAUAAAAUCUUAUCAAUGUAUAUUACACUUGUAUGCAUAGCUAAUAUUAGACAAGUAUAUCGGAAGAUCCUAUCAUACCCUCUCCAUCACAGUUCACACCGGAGCUUCUUUAAUGCAUCUCAGCCUUACCCUCAUGUCCCAGCCACACCAAUGGAGGCCUUUACAUGAAUAAACAUGUUUUCUUUUUUUAAUCACUGUAAAAUAUAUAUAAUUUGAGCUCAAUAUAUAGCUAAUUUUGUUUCCUCAAGGCUAACUUGACUGUUUUUGGCACAUUCCUCUGCUUUUCUGAAGCACUUGACACUGAUAUUCAUCACAUUCUUCACCUAAGUGCUGAGGGAUCUGACUGAUUGUACUGUAACUGUAUAUAAGAGUAAAAUUGUAUAUAAAGCAUUGUUUGCAACAAUACCUGUAAAUUAAUGACUAUCGAAAUGAUCGAUAACCCCUUGUUCCUAGUAAUAAAGGACACACUUUACUGCAAGGUUCCUGGGUGGGGGGUGUUGGGGGGAUUACAUUUAAAAAUUGUAAGUCUGCCCCUAAUUUUUACUUUUUUUUAUCAACGCAUUGUUUUUUUAUUAAGCUACAUUCUGCUGACGAGUUUGCUCAUGAAACAACCUACUAUUAACAAAUGUUAUCCUGUGGACAUGUUUUCCAGUUGUUGUUUCUUUUUUUUUCUUUUUUUUCUUGCCUUAUGAUAUUGUAUAGUUUUUCUAUCAUUGUUUCAGCUCUUGUUUUGGGCUAAACGUGUGCCGAUAACAAGUUGUACAAUCGAUUGCGUUAUUCAGGACAACGACAGCUUCGUGACAUUGAGGUGAGGGGUGUGUGUUUUGAUUAACAGCCACAUUUGGGCUAGAAUUCUUUCCCAAGAAUAAAAAUAGCUAGCCGAUGUAGCGCCACCUGAAGGUCACCUGCUUCCAAAGGUUCGUUUAAUGUUAAAAUGCUACCCAAUAAGAUACGAUGAUGAAAGCAGGAAGAGAAAUCAAUCAUUAUCAAAGAUACCAAAGAUAAGAUACCAAAACUGCUCGGAACGUAGAUCUCGGACACAACUACAGACUUAAGUACAAUUCAGAAGUCAUGCAAGAGUUACAUAUGUGAGGUGUAUAUAUAUUUAUGCAUACACACACACACACAUAUACAUAUAUAUAUAUAUAUAUAUAUAUAUAUAUAUAUAUAUAUACACAUAUUUAUGUUUUUGGACUGUAACAACACUCUAAGGCAAUAUUAAAUGUAUAAAUUUAAAAUAUAAAAAGGUAGCUUUGCCGUCUCACUGUUCCAGGGUCACCAGUUUGAUCCGGUUUGAAGCUUCACAUGCUCUCUGUGUGUUUGUAUGGGUUUCCUUCCACUGUCCAAAAAACUUGCAGAUAGGUGGACUGGCUAUGCUAAAUUACCCCUAGGUGUGUGUGGUGUCCUACAAUGGCCCAGCAUCCCAUCUCUCACCCCGCUGAGUUCUCCUGGUUUGCACUCGACGUUACCAGGCUUGUUACCUCUGCGACCCUUACACAACCCAAAUAAUAGGAUGUGCUGCAUCAAGUGCUAUUCGGCAGCCAUUCACACGCCAAUAUAUCGCCGAUAUACUAGACUCCUGUUGGAUUUAGUUAGAUCCUUGCCAUCUCAUUAUGCCUUACAAUUCAUUUAGAGAAAAAAAAAAACUAUUUCUUUUUUCAGUCUGUAUUUUCUAUACUGAUUUUUUUUUCUGUCUUAAAGGCAGGUGUUUGUGUUUAAAGGUGGGGGUGUAGAAGCUAUUACAAACCCGGUCUCGGCUGCUUCUACUAAAGAAAAUCCGGCAACCUUGGAGGCGAGAAAUAUACAAAGGUAUCUUAGAUCAUCUCAAUAGCAAAGCCAGAAAAUCAACUUAAGGGUGUGCUUAACUCAACUCUACAUACGUGUAACCUUCCCCAAAUUUUGGAUGUUGACUUUUUUAGAAAUAUAAAAGUUCAGCCUUUUAUAAAUAACAGCACACCACAUGACUAGGUACAUCCUUUCUUCAGCUGAAUUGAAUGCUAAAUCAAGCUUCAUUGAUUUUGUGUGUGUGUGUGUUUGUGUGUAUAUACAUAUAUAUAAUUUUAGUUUUUUCCUACAGUGCUAUUGUUUUCUUAUAACAAUAGGUUUUUACAUUUCUCUCAACCAAGUAACUGUAUAACAUCCUUCUUCCGCUCCAUGUCACCAAAUGGUACAGUGUUGCCUAUUAAUCUGACAUAAUUUAUAAAAAAAAAUCAAUUAUGUUUAAUUGAGGUUUCCAACUAGUGUCUUGUACAAUCCAUAGUUGUGAUUUUUCAAACAUCCCGUCUGAGAAUUUGUAAUGUCUAAAAUGUAUCAAUGAUUCAAUUAUUCACAUCUAGAUGUGUGUGUGUGUGUGGGGGGGGGGGGGGGGGGGGGGGGGGUUAGCUGUUUCUGUUAUUGUGGGUUUGUAGCAUUUUUGAUACAGCCUUUUUUUUGUCCACUUUCUUAAAAACCACACAUGCUAUGUUGAAUUAUGUUUUUUUUUAUAUUAUACAUCAGCUCAUCCCCCUUGGCAUCAGCACUCCACUGCUGCAAGCACAUGUAUUAAAGAAAAUAUAGGCACGAUUAAGGCGUGAGGAAGAGAGAUUUAUUGUUUAUAGUCACUGCUGUGAACCAAGUAAUGCACUGGUUUUGUCAUAAUGUGUAUAUAUUCCUCUGGUUAGCAUGGAUUUGAAAAGAAUUGCACAUUCUCUCAGGAACAAUAUGCACAUGAAAUAAAGACGUUUUGUUUUUUAAUGAA
Ictalurus punctatus (channel catfish) is the source of this 6902-nucleotide messenger RNA. RefSeq names its product integrin, alpha 1 (gene itga1). The transcript has 30 exons. NCBI's taxonomy places the organism in Eukaryota, Metazoa, Chordata, Actinopteri, Siluriformes, Ictaluridae. Gene Ontology annotation, cellular component: external side of plasma membrane; integrin complex. Bases 122 to 3670 code for a protein of 1182 amino acids. Gene Ontology annotation, biological process: integrin-mediated signaling pathway; cell-matrix adhesion; cell adhesion mediated by integrin. The record is from RefSeq and is a predicted model, not a curated record. Gene Ontology annotation, molecular function: integrin binding.